AUGGAUAUAUUUUCAUGCUACAAAAAAGAUGAUAUACCUUUUGUUCGGAUUUCUGCUCCUAUGGUUCGAUAUACAAAAUUACCAUUCCGUUUACUACUUCGAAAACAUAACGUUGAUUUAGUUCAUACACCCAUGAUACUGGCUAAUUCAUUUAUUCGAUCAGAGAAAGCAAGAAAUGUUGAGUUUACAACUUGUUCAAAUGACCGACCGUGA
Messenger RNA from Schistosoma mattheei, 213 nucleotides. The record is from the annotation of a GenBank genome assembly. Lineage: Eukaryota; Metazoa; Platyhelminthes; Trematoda; Strigeidida; Schistosomatidae.